CUAACAAUUUUUUUAAUAUUAAUUCUAUUAAUAGUAAUUAUAUGAUAUACUCUCAAAACUUACUAUCAAACCAGCUAUAAUAUAAUGUUAAGAAUCAAUUGGCAUGAAUAAUUCAUGUUAUUCGAUUCGUUAUUUGGAACCAACAAAUAAACUUCACCUUCCAAAAUAAUCCGAAGAUACUGCUGGUACGGCUUGUGAAUUGUGAUCAUACUUUUAUGUUUUUUAAAAUACAUCUGAAUGAUGAUAACUUAAAAUAAAGUAGAAUUAGAAGCAUAGGAAAUGACUAAGAAAAUCAGUCAAAGGGGAUUGGAUCCAUGUAGAAAUCGAUAAUGGAAUCCUCAGUUGCUCAUUCAACUACAAAAUCCGUAACACAUUUUGGAUAAUACCCAAAAGACACCACCAAUCACUAACACACCAUUAACAACCAGUAAAAUUGAAAACUCAGCACUUCAGUUUCCCCUGUAUCCAACACACUGCAAAAUCCCAUAAUUUGGCCAUGCUUAGUAGAAAGAAGAAGAAGAAGAAGAAUGUGGCCAUCACAUCACAUACGCGCCACAGAUCUCUGAAGAUUCCAUGGCCGCAAAGCUCUUCCCCUACUAACUACUAAGUAGUCACCACGUCCACUAACAACCCAUUCAACAUCUCUUAUGUAUAAAUACCCACAAAUGCAGCUCCCAUCUCAUCAAACCCAAAAGGCAUUUUCCAAUCUUCUGCAGAAUUAGACAUGGCAGCCAACAACAGCCAUCUCAUCACCGUCUGCUCACUGCUUCUGCUCUUCGUCCUCCCAUCAAUGGCUGCCAAACCCAAGUACCACCACGCUCCCACAACCCCGCAGAAGAAAUCUGACGUCGUGGUGGAAGGAGUCGUCUACUGCCAGAGCUGCAAGUAUGCCGGGUCGUGGUCUUUGACAGGCGCCAAGACGAUCCCAUCAGCUAGAGUUAGCGUGACUUGCAAGAAUUCGCGCCACCAGGUGAGCUUUUACAAGGCCUACCAGGCUGAUAAACACGGCUACUUCUAUGCACAACUCGACGGGUUCAAGUUGAGCCAUGGAGUUUUGGAUCAUCCCCUCCAGGCCUGCACUGUGAAGCUUCUUUCUUCCCCUCUCGCAACCUGCAAUGUGCGUACCAAUCUUAAUUAUGGCAUCGAUGGAGCGAAGCUCAGGUCUGAGGGUAAGGUGUUGAGGUCUCCUCACUAUGAGGCUGUGAUCUAUGCAGCUGGUCCCUUGGCUUUCCGCCCUGAAACGUGCUCAAACCAUCAUGGUUAAAACUUAAAACAUGAAUGACACCUUUUUUUUUUUUUUUUGGUCAUGGGGUUUCAAGGCCUUGCCUUAGCAUUUUCUUUCUGGUUUUCAUUAUUUUUGUUGGAGUAUAAGAUCUUCCUCGUGUUGAGUUCUCAAUGUUGAUCAAUAUCGUCUAUCAGCAAUUUGUACCCGCAUUCAAAUGAGUUGAAUCUUUUUAGCAGAGUGUUAGUCUCUCUUGUCUUCCUGACCUCCUUGCAUUAUUCCCUAUAACCCAACCCAUCAAUAGCCUCCAAAGUCUCUAACGUCCAGUGCCAUCCCAAACAGCAGAGUGUUGAUCUUAAUAAACUUAAGACUUCAAA
Messenger RNA from Linum trigynum, 1599 nucleotides. The record is from the annotation of a GenBank genome assembly. NCBI's taxonomy places the organism in Eukaryota, Viridiplantae, Streptophyta, Magnoliopsida, Malpighiales, Linaceae.